AUGGCGCCCGUAACUUCUGUGCCAUACCGCCACGGCGGUUGGCUGCCCAAGAACCGCGUCAUCAUGAUCGACUGGCUCAAGCACCUGGUCAAGGAAAUUGAUAAGAGACGUGAGCCUCUUACUCUUCCCAAUGAAGUCGAUGACCUUAGAAAGCUGAUUGAAAGCCGCCCCGAUCUCCGCAUGCUGGCGUCGGCCAUGCUCUCUGAGGUUCCAAACAAGGAGCCUUACCUCUCUGAUCCGGUUGGCAACAAACAGAUUCGAGACGUCGACCAUCUUCUCCAGCUCUUCGGCGUAGUCAUGACUACGAAAGCCCCCGAAUGGAGCCAGAAGGGAUACGAUGUUGGCCUUAUUGGAUUCCCUUUCAACACUGUUCUUGACUGGCCCAUGGCCACGCCCAGCGGAUAUGCCUUUUUCCUGAAGCCAGAGGUUAAUGAGAAGAUGCGGGCAAUUUUGAAUGCCUGGCGAGACGAGCUUCUGAUGACUUCUGACUCGCAGUACGUCAUCACCACUAAGGAAAACAUGUGGCUCAGCCAGCCGGCACUCGAGGCCAUUGAGAAAGACACAAACGUCGAUGGAAAGGACCGCAAAUUUGCAGAGCUCUUCAUUUGCGACCCCAAGGGCGACCCUGUCCAUUGGGGUUUCAAGUCCUGGGACGACUUCUUCGUCCGGCAAUUCAGAGACAUCGAUGUGCUCCGCCCCAUUGCAUCCCCCAAGCAGCCCGAAAUCUUAGCCAACGCGUGUGAGUCGAAGCCAUACGCGAGGCAGACAAACGUCCAGAGGCGAGAUGAUUUCUGGCUCAAAGGCCAGCCAUACUCGCUCUCCGAGAUGCUUGACGGCCACUCCUGGACCGAAGACUUUGUCGGCGGCACCGUCUACCAGGCAACAGAAGUCAUCCGCGGGACAUACUUCUCGGAGCCCACCAUCACCGGCUUCUACGACGGCAACACCCCCGACCCGGCGGCGCCGGAUCAGGCUCAGGGGUACAUCACUCACGUCGCCGCCCGGGCAAUCUUCUUCAUUGAGGCAGAGCCCCCGGUUGGCCGAGUGUGCCUCAUCUUUGUCGGCAUGGCGGACGUAUCGUCGUGUGAGAUUUUGAAGAAGUUCAAAACGGGUAAACCCACGCGUGUGGAGAAGGGCGAGCAGAUUGGCAUGUUCCAUCAUGGAGGCUCGACUCACUGUGUGCUGUUCCGCAAGGGGGUCAAGAUUGACUUUGUUCCGGGGGCUGAUCCUGCGACAGCUAAAAAGAACCUUAUGCUUCGGGCCAAGUUGGGCACUGUGACGGAGAUUUGA
Metarhizium acridum CQMa 102 is the source of this 1290-nucleotide messenger RNA. The record is from RefSeq and is a predicted model, not a curated record. Lineage: Eukaryota; Fungi; Ascomycota; Sordariomycetes; Hypocreales; Clavicipitaceae.